Molecule: messenger RNA, 1380 nt
Organism: Penaeus chinensis
Lineage: Eukaryota; Metazoa; Arthropoda; Malacostraca; Decapoda; Penaeidae
Product: putative L-aspartate dehydrogenase
Exons: 7
Coding region: 256-1110 (284 amino acids)
Biological process (GO): NAD+ biosynthetic process
Molecular function (GO): L-aspartate dehydrogenase [NAD(P)+] activity
Source: RefSeq, a predicted model, not a curated record
CAGGAGUGGGUAGAGGGGUGGUUGGGUGGCAGGGGGUUGGGUACACCGCCUCUCACAGCUACCACUACAAGUUCUCAGUCUAUCCCCUGCUACUUGUAAACCGCCCUACCACAUGAACUUUCCUUGUGAUUUCCAUGCGCUGCACGUUCAUUCCUGAGAUAAAUUCAAAUCAUCUCCAUCACAGCAGCAGAGAAGGAGAGAAAGCGAGAGAGAGACAGAACUGUUGAGUGUCAAGUUGAGGAUCUGCAGAUUGUGAUGGCACCCAAAAGAGUUGGCAUCGUAGGUUACGGUCAUCUAGGUAAAUUCCUAACCAAAGCAGUCCAGGAAAGACCAGACCUCGAGCUAGCCUUCGUGUGGAACAGGACGUCCUCGGUAUUAGACGGCGAAGUGGAGAGCAGGUGGCAUCCCUCACUCACCACGUACGUCCCCUUCAUACCCCAGAACACCUUUCAGCCCUUACCAAAUUCUACCACACCCACAGAGCAUAUCCACAAACGAAUACCCCACAAUUAUGGACCAAUGUUUCUAAAUACUGCAGACUAUUUAGUCGGGUCGCCCACAGCUCUAGCUUCACAACCUGUUGAAGAUGCACUACGAACUGCAGCAACUUCCCACGGGCUCUAUGUUCCGGCUGGCGCUUUCUGGGGUGCUGAAGAUAUACUCAAGAUGGCUGAUAGAGGGACACUGAAGGGACUAAAAGUUACCAUGAAGAAGCAUCCAAGUUGCUUUAAGUUUGAAGGGGAACUCAAAGCAAAAAAUGAGCAAAUUUGUGGCACUGACGCGGUGACUCUCUAUGAUGGACCUGUGCGAGGCCUUUGCCCCCUUGCGCCCAACAAUGUUAACACCAUGGCCGCUGCAGCAAUGGCAGGACAUAAUCUGGGCUUUGACGUUGUACAAGGUUGUCUGGUAUCUGAUCCAAAGCUCACAGACUGGCACAUAGUAGAGGUUGACGUUACAGGACCACAAAUAGCAGGGAGAAAUUUCACCGUGAAGACCACCCGUAAUAACCCAGCUGACCCCGGGGCAGUUACUGGCAGCGCUACUUACGGCUCCUUCCUCUCUUCUGUAGUGCGGGCUGGCGGCAAAGGGCCUGGGGUUCAUCUCUGUUGAUUUGGAAAAAGUUAUGGCCGGGCUCUUGCCAAACUUCCUUUUUUUUUUUGUUUGUUUGUGAUUGUUAUGGUGUUUGAAUUCUGGCAAUUAAACAUUGUCUCUGUUUUUAUUAUAUUUUUUUCUUUGUUUGUUUGAUAUUAUUACGACUUUUCUUUCAGUAUAAUGCAUCAUGACUAUUGGUAUAUCUAUUGUUGUUUAUAUAGUUUGAUAACUUUAAAAAUAAAUUGGUAAAAAGUAAAAUAUGAUUUCUUACAUUACUUUUAUCUGAAA